AAGUUUCCUUUAUUAAUUCGUAGAGACCUUUAAAUCUAGCAUAUUCUAUAUAUAUUCUGUGAUUUUUGUCAUAUAUUAAUUUUAAAAAGGUCCUCAGAAAUAUUUUUUUCAGGAUUAAAUGCCAUAUGAUCUGUAUUAUUGACCUCUUAAAAUAAUUUAGACUACCUUCAGAUAUUAUAUUCAAUCUUUUGUAUUCCUAUUAUUUUCAGACCUUAUAUUCGAUCCUUGAUAUUUGAAUAACAUCAGAUCUUGUUUAUUUCUUGACCUGUUUCUUAGAGUAUGCACAUUUAGAAAUAUAUUAUUAUAAGCGUUUUUUAAUUAUAUUCUCGUGGUAUUAUAAGAUUUUUAUCUUAUACUUUAUUCAAUAAGGAAAUCUUAGAUUUAUAAAUUCCAGUCAUCAACAUUUAAUACAAAUUCAUCAUAAAUAUUUAACAACAAAAUUUUCAAUGAUAAUGAUAAAGCUAUUAAUAAAAACUGAUAGUUAAAGAAAAUUGGAAUUAUAAUUGAUCAAUCCUCUACAACACCAGCUGAUAAUGAGCAACAAGACACCUGCUGAUAAGAUAAAUCUCAGACUUAUUUUGAUUGAUGGGAAAAAGAGGGAUUUUCUUUUCGCGCCAAAUCAUUCAGCCAAUUACGUGACAGAUCUUGUUUACAACACCUGGGAAGAAGCUAAAAAUCUGGAAGGAGUCAACAACAAUCCCAAAUUCUUGAAAUUGAUUUAUCAAGGAAGAUUCUUGCACGGAAAUGUGAUAUUAGGAGCUCUCCUUUUGCCUCUCGGAAAAACUUCUGUUAUGCAUCUAGUUGCUCGGGAAAAUUUACCGGAACCGAACCCACAUGAUGACAAAAAAAAAACUAAAAGAUUCAGCUCUGUCUUAUUCCAUUCCUGUUGUUUCAGAUGUUUCCGGAUCACGUGACGUUGUAUCUGAAUCUUCUGGCCACUUUUCCAUAAAUUUAAAUAUACACAUAAUGAAAUAAAUUUUGUAGAAAAGAAACGAUGGAAAAGAAAUAUAAAAAAUUCUGAAAAGAAAUAAUUUAAAAGGAAAGACGAAUAUAUAUUUUUCAAAACAAGGAAAUAUUCUUGAAUUUUAAAAUAUUCACUAUUGCAAAAUAUAUUUCACAAGUUUUCGAAUGUAGAUGGCGCUAAUUUUUACCUUAUGACUCAUUUUUUUUGUGGCAAAUUUAAAAAUGGAUAUUCACGAAUUGUAAAAUGUUAUUUCACAAGUUUUUUUUAACAAAAAAAUAUUUCAAAAAAUUUUUUUUUAAAAUAAUAUUCCAAUUUUGAAAUGUUACAUUUUCUCUUCCUUUCUUUUUUUCUAAUAUUAUUUUAUUUUUAAUUUUUGAACAAAAUCUUAAACUAACAAAUUAUUUUCUAUAAUUAUAUUUCUUUUUUUAUCUUAUCUUUUUAUUCUUUAUCUUACUAUUUUAGUUUUCUUGUUUUUAUUAGAUUUUUUCCCAUAGUUUAUGAAAAUUAAAUUUGGAUCCAUCUUUAUUUCGCACUUUUCCUUUUCUGUAGGACUUCCAUUUUAUUUCCUCUUGCGUUUUAUUUUUUUGUUCCUUUACCUUUCUUUCCUUAAUGUAUAUUGUUAUGUAUCAAAUAGAUUGUUUAUUUAUAAUUAAUUUUUUAAAUGUUCGAUCGUUAUUGUUAUACCUUAAUGUUUGGUUUAAAUUAAUAAACGAUAUUCAUUAA
This is a messenger RNA of Gordionus sp. m RMFG-2023, 1687 nucleotides long. Its product is annotated as ubiquitin-like protein 3. The record is from RefSeq and is a predicted model, not a curated record. Bases 534 to 914 code for a protein of 126 amino acids. The transcript is spliced from 5 exons. NCBI's taxonomy places the organism in Eukaryota, Metazoa, Nematomorpha, Gordioida, Chordodea, Parachordodidae.